AUGCCCAACCCACCACCUCCUCCGCUCAUCUACACUGUCCUCCGCGGCGGACGAUACCACCCUCCGCCUCCGCCUCACGCUCCCUUUCCUCCUCUCUCUAACACUGUCGGCCAUGCUGGCAUCAAUGGCGACCAACCCACCUAUUCCAGAACCAAAAGCAUGCUCAGCCACGCUCUGUCCACCGGCAAAUCCGUCAUCGAAAUCGAAGCCAACCAAGUCGUCUUCUUGCCCUGGGCCUCGCUCAGCGCCGACCGUCUCAUCGGGGGCAGCAACUUAUUCGGCGAAACUCUCUUCAUCAUCACGGGUGUCGAGGGCGCCAUCGUUGCAAUCUUGCCUUCGCCCGUGGACCACGACUUGGCAUUCGCGAACCCGGCGUGCUCCUCGGCGCGGAUCCGCGAGAUGACCGAUCAAGUUAUUCAGCUUUUCUAUCAGCACUUUGACAUCGGGUACGAGAACAUUGAAGAGGAUCGCAAAGUCACUACGGUGGCGGUAGUCGUUCCGAAAAUGUAUGAUUCGUUGUGGGCCCCGGGACAGAUGUAUUUCCUUGACAGGCUGAUUUCGAUGAUCGGUCUGAGGCCGAUGAUUUGGGGGUAUGAUUUGGAGAAUCCGAAUCGAGGUACUUCACGUCGGCGGAAUGGGCACGGUGAUGGAGACGACGAAGAGUACGGAUAUGGUAAUCCGGGAAGGUUCACGUUUUUGAUACGUGGAAAUGCGCCGGAGAAUGGAGUCAAGAGCGAGAUCUACGUGGAGGACUACCUGGUGGAGCCGAUUCCGGGGGUGACUGUCGGACUGUAUCUCGAGUUGCCGCUGACUGGGUAG
Messenger RNA from Xylona heveae TC161, 819 nucleotides. RefSeq lists its product as hypothetical. The record is from RefSeq and is a predicted model, not a curated record. The transcript has a single exon. The coding region runs from base 1 to 819 and encodes 272 amino acids. NCBI's taxonomy places the organism in Eukaryota, Fungi, Ascomycota, Xylonomycetes, Xylonales, Xylonaceae.